Messenger RNA from Penicillium longicatenatum, 2049 nucleotides. Its product is annotated as PPN1 endopolyphosphatase family protein. The record is from RefSeq and is a predicted model, not a curated record. Bases 1 to 2049 code for a protein of 682 amino acids. The transcript has 4 exons. Gene Ontology annotation, molecular function: hydrolase activity. Lineage: Eukaryota; Fungi; Ascomycota; Eurotiomycetes; Eurotiales; Aspergillaceae.
AUGUUGCAGGACUUGGUUGGAAUCAUCGCCCUGUUGAACGCCACGGCGCCCUUCCCUGGGGAGGUGUCGUACGUCGCAGCACCGGGAUUCCCAACUUCUGCUUUCGCAUCGUACUAUGUCUCGCCGGCCUUGCCAACUCAGGAACCUCAACCCAUUAUCUACGACCCAAUUCUAGACUACAAUUACCCUUUUGAGUUGACUAACCCCGAUGCCAUUCCCGCGGGUAACGAUGAAUUGAUAUUUCCUCCACCUCUGGCAGACUUGUCACCAGACGAGGGGCAGGCUUUCAUCAAAGCCGUGGUUACCAAUGUCACAAAUGUCAUCAAGAACAACACUACCGGAAACCAAUGCGACAGAUGCAAGAGAGCGCUUGCUGCAGCCAAACCUGCUGCUCUGUUUACUCCAGCCAUGGCUCCGAAGGCCAUGGUGAGUCUUUGCCAGGCGUUUAAGUUUGCCUCCAAUGAGGAAUGUGAAGAAAAAUACGCUGCUCAUGCAAUGGGCACCAUCUGGACCCAGGUCUUGGCGUUUGCAGACGUCGAAGGCCUUGAUGGUCAGUACAUCUGCCAUGCACUCAAGAAGAGCUUCUGUCCUCAGCCCAAUACUCGUCCAUUUGAUACAUCUGACUGGUUUGCUAAGCCCAAGCCGGUCAAUAUCCAGGCGCCGAAGGCGAGCGGAGAACGAGUAAAGGUGCUCCAUAUGUCGGAUUUCCACCUGGAUGCUCGAUUCGCCGUGAGCUCCGAGGCAAACUGCACAUCAUCCCUGUGUUGUCGCAGUGACAAUCACAAUGAACAUUCAGAGGAUAGAGUACUUGUUCCUGCAACCCCUUAUGGGAAUUUCAGAUGCGAUACUCCAUACGAUCUCGGCCUCGCUGCUCUGCAGGCUGUGGGCCCACUGACUGGUACAGGAAAGGACCACUGCGAUGAGAAUCUGGCAUGGACCAUUUACACCGGGGAUCUGCAGUCGCAUGAUCCAGAGCUACAGAUCUCUCGUGAAUAUCUUGAGUAUACCGAGACCAGCAUCUUUCAGAUGUUCAAAGAAUAUCUCACAGGGCCCGUGUUUGUUACCCUAGGGAACCAUGACUCGGCCCCAUCCAACAUUGAUUCACCUCACAAUCUCCCGGGGCGCCUUGGUGAGCAGUCAAGCUGGAACUAUGACCAUGUAGCCCGUCUGUGGCAGCAUGAGGGCUGGAUUAGCAAUCAGACUGCAGAUGAAGCGGCAACGCACUAUGGCGGCUACUCCAUCAAAACUCACUACGGACUGCGCAUUAUUUCCAUCAACACUGAUUUCUGGUACAGAUCAAACAUCCUCAACUUUAUCAACACGACCAACCCCGACAACUCAGGUAUGUUGGCCUGGAUGACCAAUGAGCUACAAAAGGCAGAGAAUGCAGGCGAGCGGGUCUGGAUCAUCGGGCAUGUCCUCAGUGGAUGGGAUGGCUACAACCCAUUGCCUGACCCAACCAACCUUUUCUAUCAAAUUUUGGACCGUUACUCACCACAUGUUAUUGCGAAUACAUUCUGGGGUCAUAACCACGAAGACCAAUUCAUGGUGUACUAUGCAAACAAUGGAACCACUCAGAACUCAGAAACCGCGCUCUCAACUGGCUGGGUUGCGCCCAGCGUCACACCUCUGACCAAUCUCAACAGCGGCUUCCGGCUGUACGAGGUUGACACCGGUGAUUUCAACGUCUACGAAGCUUACACAUUCUUCAGUAAUGUGUCGGAUUACUCUUCUCUCAGUGAUACGGGCCCAAUCUUUCAACUUGAGUACUCCACUCGUGAUACAUAUGGUCCAGCUGUUGGGUGGGACAAGCGAGCACCUCUGAACGCCACAUUUUGGCAUCGUGUCACCGAAGCCAUGGAGACUGACCUGAAUCUGGUCACUCUACAAAAUGCUCUGCAAGGAAAGUUAAGUGUCAAAAGCCCUAUCUGCAACACUGUGGCGUGUCAAAAAGCCAAGAUCUGCUACAUGCGUAGUGGCAGUGCUGGAUUGGGCUACAAUUGUCCCCAAGGGUACGGCUCCGUGCAGAGCGCUUUCACAGUGAAUUAA